GAAGGGUAUAGAGCAGCAGCAGCAGCAGCAGCAGCAGCAGCAGCAGCAGGGACAGGUAUAAGAGAGAGGAAGAGGACCCCAGUAGCUUUACUCUUCAGAUACACGUCAAAGAUGAAAGUGCAGAUCCUGAAGGUGGCGGUGACGGUGGUGGUCCUGGCAGGCUUAGCUGCAGGAGACACGAAGGUGGUGACGCCCUACUCCUUCCCGGGCGUGGUGGUGGUCGGCCAGGCCCCUGCACGUGCUGUCUCUUACGUGCACCACACCGCUGCCGUGCCAUCCUUCAGAGCCUCAACACUUCACUAUACCGCGCCUCAAGCUGUGCAGUACGCCGUGCCCCAGGCUGUCCGUUACACCGCCCCAGCUGUACGUUAUCCCUUGGUGUACAGCGCGACCUACCAUCAACCUGCAGCUGCCGUUGUGAAGGUCAGCUAUGAUUUCGAUGAUGAUGAUGAUGAUGUGAGGCCCCUGACAUACACCGCGGGGUCUUCCUGGGACACAAGCCUCGAGGAUGAUGAUGAUGAUGAUAUGGUAGUCUCGCCCUAUGGAAGGUUCGACGAUGACCACUUUGAUAUUGAUGACCAUGAUGACCGUAAGUAGGCAGGCACGCAGGCAGGCAGACAGGCAGGCAGGCGUCCAGUGACCAGCGGUAACGCCAGCCUAAAUAUACUUGUGUAGUUUUUUAUACAAGUUUUUUUAGAUCACGAGAUAUCAAAUACACCUCUUUUAUCUA
Molecule: messenger RNA, 730 nt
Organism: Portunus trituberculatus (swimming crab)
Lineage: Eukaryota; Metazoa; Arthropoda; Malacostraca; Decapoda; Portunidae
Exons: 2
Coding region: 112-597 (161 amino acids)
Source: RefSeq, a predicted model, not a curated record